Molecule: messenger RNA, 3385 nt
Organism: Hydra vulgaris (swiftwater hydra)
Lineage: Eukaryota; Metazoa; Cnidaria; Hydrozoa; Anthoathecata; Hydridae
Source: RefSeq, a predicted model, not a curated record
CCGAAAACUUGCAUCAACCAAUAGUUUGUCAAUGAACGGGUGUGUUUAUCGUUUAAGUUAGGAUUUAAAAUUUAGCAUUCUAAACAUUCACUCUUCUUUAAGAUUUCAUCUAUUGCAUUUGAUAUUUAAAGAAAGUCGAAUUAAACUAGAAAGACCACAAUCCAAUUCAUUGUGAUAACUCUAACUAAAUAAUUCAAGACUACUUUUGAAAUAAAAAUUGAGCCUAAACAUCUGCAUUUUCAUAAUUGAAUUCACCCCCAGUAAAAAAAUAAUAAAUUUUUAAAGUUAAAGAUCAAAUUUUAUAAAAUUACCAAGAAAACAGAAAAAGCAACAAUUAAAGGAACAAUUCAAUAUGGUUAAAGCUGUUUCAGUUUCAUAACUGUCAAGUUACUCUCAGGUGCUUAAUACAUAGGAACUUUUAUCCAUAUGUAAUAAAUGGGGGAGAUGAGAAAGGAAGAAGGGGGUGGGAGAAAGGUAGUCUUAACAAACAGAUUUGAGAUUUAUUCAAAAAAUAAAGAACAUACCAACUCAUUUACAUCAAAUAAACGAGGGAAUCUGUUUAAAAUACUAGUAGCAUCAGGAUUGCAGAGGCAGAGACGCAUUAAAAGCGGUUUGUUAAAAAGUUUGUAAUCCAGUUUAGCAAUCCAUACUGUAUACCAUAAAAAUGCAGUUUGAAAAAUUUCUCCAAAUUACAAUUGAAAAUCAUACAGUGGUUGCAAGUGCUUGUGAAUUGGGCAACAGCUUCUGCAUUAAAAACACUUUUGGAGUUGUUGGUUAGUAUCAGAUACGAGCUGGUCUAAAGCAUUUGCCGAACACGUUUCUACAAAUAGUUCAUGGGAUAAAUCUCCAAAAUUAAUUGCGAUUGACCAGUUUAUGAGUGGUAGAUUAAAGUCACCUGCUAUAAUACAUGUAGAGUUGCACUUAGAAGUAUUUAGUCUGGAUUGCUCAGCCCAAGCUUGAUUCUUACUGUUCCUACUAUAGUCUGUAGAUUCUCUAAACUGUUUUUUUCAAAACAAAAAGGAAUAGUAGUCAACUUAAACAUUUAGUCUAAAGUUCACAAAAUGGAAGUGUGCUGUGAAAUCAACAAUCUACGUGAAAGGUGGUUCAAUCUAUAAGUCAAGAAUGCAUUGUCAAUAGUUCACAUAAACAAUUUCAAAGAGUAGAGAUUCUGCUGUUAUGCUUGCCUAUUGCUCUGUUUAAAUCACACUAAAUAACUAAGGAUCAGUGUAAAGGAUCACCAAAGGAUCUACAUCAAAGGACAUCAAUUAAGCAUCAUUGUAGAUACGAAGCUAUGGAUUUUGAUUUGUCUGAACCAGUGAGAAAAAAAUCUAAAAAAGAGACAUUGAAUUCACCAGAAACUGCUGACAAGAAAGAUUCUUCAAAUCUACCUGAUAUUGCAAGCAAAGUUUUUGUCAAGAAAGAUUUGUCAAAGGUGUCUGCUGAACUUAAAAAGUUUUAUCUUAAAUAUUAUGGGAAAAUUAGUGAACUUCAACCGCUAUUGAAAAAACCUGCAAAUGUUGAUCUAAUGCAUAAAUUUGUUGAUCUAUGUAUUGUUGAUGCAGUGAAUGCUCAAAUGGAUGCUGCUUUUAGUGUUGAGCGAAAGGAAUUUCUUAAAAAGCAAACAAGUUAUACACCAAUUCCAUAUAGUGAAAUAUUUAUGAAAGAAAAAUCUGUGAUAUUAAUAUCUGGAAUAGCUGGUAUUGGUAAAACAUGGUUGCUUAGGAAAAUUUUGCUUGAUUGGUCAAAUAACUCAAUUUGGAAAAAUGUUGAACUUGUCUUUUAUUUUGAAUGUAGGAGGCUUAAUCAAUAUCCAACUAUUUGUAAUAUUAAUGAAUUACUAAAUGUUUUCUACAAAGACAUUAUAAAUGAUUUUAAUAUUAGUAAUAAUACUGCAGUGUUUAUGAUUGAUGGAUUAGAUGAGUUUAAAUAUUUCAAUGAAUUAUUAAAUCCAACUUUGACAUUAAACUAUCCAAUUGUUAAUACUUUAGCAGAAAUUCAAAAAUACAAACAUUUAGUUGCUGGUAGAGUUUAUGCAAUCGAUCAAUACCAAAGUAUAUAUACAGAGCAUAGUGAUGAGCUAACUAUUCAAAUAAUGGGAUUUAACAAAAUCGGAAUCGAUAAUUAUGUAGAAAAUCAUGUUAUGGAAGAAAAAAAAGAAGUUGUAAAAGCAACAUUAAAAGAAUCUCCAAUUGCAAAAGCCAUGGCAUCUGUUCCAUUUUAUUUGUCUUCCAUGUGUAAAAUUAUGAGUUAUUUAGAUAAAACAAAUACAAAUUCAUUCAUAACAAUGACAGAUUUGUAUGCAAAUAUUUUUUUAUCUUUUUUGCGAAAACACAUCAUCAAAAAUAAUAAGUUAGUAUAUGAGAUAAUGGAAAACGAAUCCAAUAAAAAAUAUAUUUUAAAUAUUUGUAAAAUUGCAUAUGAAUUGUUUAUUGAAAAUAAAGUAAUUUUUUCCAAAGAAGAAAUUCAAACUUUUAUCAGCGACUUUGAUAAAAAUGAAGACAAUUUUUUUGGAUUUAUAGAACGGUUUGAAACAGAUCUGGGUUGUUAUUAUCAGUUCGCACACUUGACACUAAUGGAGUUUUGUGCAUCUGUAUAUGCAUAUAAUUGUUUAAGUUGUGAAGAAAUUAUGGCCAAUGAAGAACUGGAAAGUUGUUUAUCAAUGAUCUGUGGAUUAACCAAUAAAAGCCAAAAUAGUUUAAUAAAGUUUCUUGUUAAGCUGAAUCCUUUAAAAAAAUCUAAUGAGGAAUCUUUACUUUUGUUUUCUAUUUUAGAUCGUCUAUGUGAAAGUAAUAAAGAAAGUUUAUUCAUUGAAUGUUUUUAUGAAAGUCAAUCAUCAUUUACUGAUGAAAUAAAAUCAAUCUUUGAUAAACAAUUGUUGACUAUCUUUGGGUGGGUGAUUUCGAUUAAAGAUGGAAAAACUUCUUACGAAACUUCUUGCGAAAAUUAUUUCGUAAAUCAUUACAUAAAAUCUGGAAGUAAGUUAACGGAGUUACUUGUUGAUAAAAAUAUUUUAAGUGAUGAAGAAAAAAAUCUUUUAAUUCUUUGUUCAACUAAUGUUCGCCAAGUCUGGUUUUAUCGUCCAAUUAAAUUCGAAGGAUGGAAACCGAAAGAUAAGAUUGAAGAGUUGUUGAUAUCGAUCUCACAUUAUUUUAUAACAAAGAAAGAUUUUGAAGAAAACUUUCUUCCAUGGAUUAAUCUUUGUGAAGGCUUAUGGCUUACACUUCACGACGACAUUGAUUUUAUUGAUGAUGUUUAUGAAUGGAUUCGUUGUUCGAAUGUCAAGAAGUUUUGGAUCAAGUACCGUGGAAAAGUUUUUCGUAACCUCAAUGAAUUAAAAAACUUUAUAACACUUAAAAAUGUUUAAUAUCUUAAAUAUGUAAAAUAG